AUGGGACCUCGUCUGAUAAUCAACUCAACGGUUGCAAAACUUUUGCAAAUAUCAGACGAUAAUCCGUCACCAUCAGUUUCCCGAUCAUCAGCAUCCGCAGACGUAUCACUGGUGGGCGAAGCCGGACCAUCGAGAAUUAAAGCAGGAUCAGCAGCAUCCGGAGCAGAGCCAUCAACAAGCAAAGGAUCAGCAGGUUCAUCUGGAGUAGGGCCAUCUACUUGUAGUACCUCUGCGAUGACUUCCAAACAGAUGCGAGAAAUUCUUGAAAACAACAGCAAAUUUCGGCGUGUGGUGUAUUCAAAACUGGAUGCCUAUAUUGUACCUUCACACAAAGAGCUUCUAAUGAUGGUUCGAAUCCUAUGCAAAAAUGCGGUUGAAAAACUAGUUAACCAUCACGUAUAUCCCACAUUUGAGGAGAAAAAAGAGCUAGCUAUCAGAAUCAUUGAUACAUUCCCUUUACUGAAAAAUACUAAAGUGGCAGAAAAUGCACCAGAUUACUCCUAUUUCUUCUGGAAGAACGGCGGAAAAAAUCCAGGAGUGGAACAUACUGGUUUAAUUCAGUCGCACCUGAGGAACGCCUGCAAAAAUAUUCUGCCAGAGAAUAAGAAAUUUGUCCAUAAAAGAAAACUGAAUACAGUCAUUAAUGUUUCACCUGAAACAAUUGAAAAAGCCCAAGCUAUUGGCUGUGUCGACCCAGUACCAGUAAACUUCCAUGCCAUUAUGAAAGGUAUGGCUGAGGCACAUGACCUUCUACUGAUGCUUUUGCGGGAGAAAAAGAGAGUGCACGACAUCCUUUCUAUUUUCCCCCAUUUCAAGACAUUUAAUGGUGUUAUGGUAAGCAUAUAUCUGAGAAUAUAUAUUUUAAUGUUCGUUAAUGCUAUUCAAAAUUCACAGAUCCAAAAAGCGUAUGAACGGAUGAAUCCGUGAUGGUGAUUCCUAAGAAAAUAUACACUGUGAAAAAAAUCGUUUUUAACAUUAAAAAAAUAUCAUUUUUGUCACAAAAACUCAAAUAUCUCAAAACUCUAUCUUUUUACCAACGUAUUUUUUUAGAGAAAACGGUCCAUUCUAUUGGCAAUCUACCAUAAAAAUUUGGUGAUGAUAACUAAUAAUCAAAAAAGUUAUGACAAUUCAAACAUUUCACAAUUUUCACAUUUAGUAAUAAAUUUGUUUUAGUGUAAAUUAUUUCGGCCGGAAAUCGCAGUUUGAUGCCAUUGCGUGAGUAAAACAAGUUGUUUUUAUUAUAUAUUAUAUAUACAGGCCCGGAUUAAGGAUUGUGGGAGCCCGGGGCCCAAGCGGAUGUGGAGGCCCUUCUGAGAGAUGAGCAAAAAUGUUUUUCCUUAUUUUCGAACAGUAUUUGAGCAAUAUGAAAAAUAAAGCUAAUGUUAGCAAGCAAAAAAGGCUUUUGUGGGGGCCCCAAAAAAGUGUUUUCCCUCUUCUUCAAGAUAAAUGUUGAAAGCGUGUUUUGCAACGUUAAAAAUAUUGAAAUGGGUAUAGAUGUUGAUGUUGAAGAAUAUUUCAAAGCAUUUUUGAAAAGGGGCGUAAUUAAAUUGUUUAAACAGAUGUCGCUGAUGGUACGGUGGCAUGACUCUCUGCACUUAGCACUUCUGGCAAUUUCUCAGUUGUUGUUGUUUUCGAACUUCCUGCACCCUGCUUUACCGAAGAUAUACAGAUGGCUCGUUUGUCAAAUUCUAGACGGCAGGACGUGCAAAUGCGUAAUUUUGUACACAAUGUGGACAUUUGGGCAUAACCAGUCUCUUUCAGUUUAUCUAUGGUGCUUUCGGUGAGAUUUCGUAACUCUUUUGAACAUUUUUUUUCAUCAAACGGUCUACAAGAGAGCGUUGAGUUGAAGACCUUUGAGAAAGCGACUGUUCAUGUUGUUCGUUAGAUUAUAAUAAACAAAAUCACUUAUUAGUUUUAACUGACUAGUUUGGUGUUGGUGGCUGAAGAAAAAAUUUACUAUACAAUUUUUAAUAUCCAUAGCGGUAGUAUUUUUUUUUGCUUUUUCGUGAGCAGAGCAUUGUCAUGGUAUGUAUACAGAAUCUUGGUUGUGGCUUUCAGAACCAUAAGAGCGCCCAUCGUUUUUCUUUCCGUUUGACGUUUCACACUAGCGCCUUCUGAUGACGAUAUUGCACAACGCAGUGUUUCGUGAAACAUUUCCACCAGGUGAUGGUAGUGUGCACUGGGCGAUGGAUUUUCACUAAAAUUGUUCUAGGCGUUUCGUCUGUUUGUUUGUGGUAUGUACCUCUCAUGCAUUUGUUGUUGUUGAAGUUACUCUUAUUCUUCCGAUCAUAAAGUCUGUUCUCUAAGAGGUAUUUUUUUUGCAGAUAAACAAGGCGUUUACGCGUAUAUAAAACUUUUAUUAUACGGCUCUUGUCUUGAAAAUAAGUUUAAUUUUAUUUUUCUUAAUCAACAGUUUUUCAACACUAUCAAGGGAUUUUUUCACCAGUCACGUACAAUAAAAAGUAUGACACUCUCAAUAUUUUUGAUCACAACACUGGAUCGCGUCUCAGUUUCAAAUAGAUACUGUAGUAAUUAUGAAUAAUCAAACUAAAAUAUCAUGAAAACAACUUGUUUAAUUCAGGCGGUAGCCUUUACCUAGGUGCUGCGAAUAGAAACGGUUUUAUUUUUCAAGCUAGCUAACACACACCAACACACUCCCGGCACACAGCUUGUAAACACGCACGAGCGUUCAAUUUUCUUGCAAACACCUCUCAGCGCAGUUGUCAAACAUGCCGUCGCGACGCUGUUCGGAAAUGGUAAACAUGAUCAAUCCACCAUUAUUCCAGUUUUGUUUUCGUGUGCAAAGUUUAUUAUUUUCCAUUCGCGAUGGAAAUUUUGAUGGAUAGUUAUUACAAAAUUAGCUGAAAAGGGUUCAAAACAAUGUUUAUCCUUCUCCUCGCUUUCCAACGGAUUGACAGCGGCAAAUGGAGAUAUCGUGACUACAGUUUUGAUUAUAUCCGCAGCACCUAGAUAACAAUACUCUUCAAUCAAGCACACAGGUACAACAAGGUUUAACAUAACCUCUAUCUUCAAUGUUUGGCUCCCAAUGUUUGGCUCCCGCAGAGAGAGCAUAUUGAGUCAGUCCGCGAUACUCAGGCCUUUACAAUAAAAUCAGCAUCAAAAUAUAAUUCUCAAAAUAAUUUACACAGAAAAAAAAUUUUUUUUUUGUUGCUAAAUGUAAAAAUUGUGAAAUGUUUGAAAUGUCGUAACUUUUUUGUUUAUCAGUUUACCAUCACCAAAAUUUUAUGGUAGAUAGCUGAUAUAAUUGGGCCAUUUCCCCUAAAAAAUUGACGUUGGUAAAAAGAUAGGGUUUUGAGAUAUUUGAGUUUUUGUGACUAAGAUCAUAUUUUUUUAAAGUAAAAAAAGAAAUUUUUCACAGUGUAUAUUUUCUAAGGAAUCAUCAUUUAGUUAUCUAACUUUGCUGAAAAAUUCAUAACAAUCGAACAAUCCGUUUUUGCUGUACAGCUUUUAGAAUAUUUUUGAACUAUUUUCGCAUACACCCUUUUGAAAAGUUAGUCGUGAGUGAAUAUGAAGGUUUAAUAUCGAAAAAUGGCGAUUUAUAUGAAAUGGAAAAACUGUGCUAAGUUUCAGAUAUUUUUGAAAUGGUCGCUCAGGAUCGACUGACAUGACUCCGUGGAAUUCCUCCUAAGUGAAACGUAAACAUGUUGCAGUUAUCGAACGUCUACUGUACUUGGAAUGUUAUAAGGUCUUUGAGACACUCUUAUGUACAUACAUAAAAAAGAGUUCGAGGCUUAAAAUAGCAGCUUUACUUGUUGAAUGGUCAAAUUAAUUCAAACAUGGAUUGUUUUUUUAUUUUUAAUUGGGGUGGUUGGUAGUAGAUUAAUGAAAAGCUUUUAUAUGAAUAACUACAAUAAUGAGGAGUAGCUAAGCGUUAAGUUCGAUAUUGUGUCGUGGAAUUUCCGACUACUGCACCUCUUUUUCUGAUGUAGGAAUAACAAUUCCAUUCAGAGAUUACAUCCCAGUAAACAUUUUGGUCUGUAUAAUUUGUGUUUUACAGCACCAUAUAAGAACCUUUUCACUCGUAUAAGAUGCACAAAACUGCUAUAUGCGUACCAAAGUGGAGGCCAUAUACAUGCUUUCAACGACUUAUCUUAACUUUUUCUGAUCAGUAAUACGAUGUGUCAAAUUAUCGUUGAAAAGAUAAAAAGCGAGUUCCUUUGAUCAGAAAUACGAUGUCCUAAUUUUAACAUAAAAAGGUGACACCUAGCCUCGAACACAAAACAUCGAGAUCAUCAGUCAUAUAUGAUACCAUUGUACCAACUUCACUUUCUUGAGAAGACAGUAAGAUUUGACUGAUAUAAACUCAACCUAUCUGGCCUAGCUGGUAUGGAGACCCAGUGGAAAAUCUUUUUAAGUCAUUAUGAUUCUGUUCAACACUUCUCUGACUUAAUUUAUUAUAUCAUAAUCUGUCAGUGCAUAAGAUUUGAAGCGAGUUUGAACUGAGCUCAUUACGGCAUUGAUUGUUUACAUUCGCGUAACUGCCACCGCCGCCGGCCGUCGUCGUCAUCGUUGUCGCGGUUAAAAACACUGUAUUUUGCGUAUUUUAACAUCCAAAUAACAACGGUUCUGUUUGCCAGCCCUCAAAAUCAACAGUGCUUCGUUCACAUUGUGCAUCUACUGCGGGUAAGCCACCGGAUGUUGCCAGCACCAUCAAAUACUCGCCGGGAUGCACAAUAGCGUGGGACACAAAAGGACAUUUUACUCCUGUACACUUUUUGAGUUCCAUUUUGGCCCCAUAUCAACUGUGCAAAAUUUCAACUCGAUCGGAGAAACUAUAUUUUAGCGCCAGCCGUUUUAAGUUUUCAUACGAUUUACUAUGGGGAAAAUCACUUUUUCAAAAAAAAAUCGCCACAGGUUGCCCCUUAACCCUUAAAAAUAUAUCGAUGGAUGAUUUCUGUUGGAAAUUUUACGAGGAACAAACUCUCUGAAGACCGCAAAGCGAUCUAAGGCAUGUGAAAAAAGUUAUUGACUGAAAACCGAAUGGUAUGCCUAUGCUGUUUAACAUGUAAGGAAUAACAAUAAAUAAUAAAAUCUCGUCAUUUUAUCGAUCGGGUAAGGCUUAAUAACUUUUUCCACGAAUAUUGCAUUGCUUUGCGGUCUUCGGAGGUCUGAUUCCUCUUGAAGUUAUCUACAGAAAUCAUUCAACGACUUAUUUUUAGCGACCAAUGGGUGACCUCAAGCGAUUUUUCUUUGAAGAAGUAAGUUUUCCCCAUAGUAAAUCGUAUGAAAAACUAAGAAUGGCGGGCGCUAAAAUAUAGUUUCUUCGAUCGAUCUGAAAUUUUGCACAGUUGAUAUGGGACCAAAAUGGAACUUAAAAAGUAUACAGGAGUUGGAGUUUUUCCAUUUUUUAUAUUUUCCCAUAUAAACCGUGUACCAGGCUAAUGCACAACUCUAGAUGAACAGGAACGAAAGUAAGUACGAACCAAAAAUCUGGAAUUGCAGCAGGGAAAUGCAUUCUCUGCCAAGGUGAUAUUCGUUGCAUAGACUUGCUGUUUGUGAAUCGGAGAGAUAUUUUAGCGUACUCGACAAAAAGUAAGUACUGCCGUACCAUGGAACGCAGAGUCAGGUGGUGGUGGGCGAAAUCGAUCGCUACCAAAAACCCCCCAAAGAAAUCGUCUUCUACUGGUAUGUGAAAGAUUACGCACACAUAUGUUGGGCAAUCCCACAAAAGCAAGAUUUCCGUCGGAAUUUUAUAGAUAACAUUAUGACCUCAAUGAUUGUGCUUCUCUAACGCAUUUUUGUAUGGAAGUAGAAUUCUGACCGAGACAAGCUUUCUCAUUACGGUAUGAAGCAGUACGGUAUGAUGACAAUUUUCGCUAAGUCAGAGCGAUUCUUCUCGACACUUCUGGAACCUUUUAUAUGAUUUGUCAAUUUCAUACCACUUUGGAGAUUUUGAAUCGCUCAAUUUAUGGCAUGAAAUAUUUUCGUAAUAGAAUGUCAUUAACGAAUCGUAGUGACAAUUUAUAUACAAUUAAUCCUGUCAUGUUGACGAUUAGAUUGAACAGUUUUAGCGAUUCUGAUGUUUACUGCAAGAAAAUGCGAUUUCCGGUAUACAUUCUAAUACGAUACAUGGUUAUCUGGGAUGAUAGUGAUAAAAUCGAUAAAACAUGAUUAAGGUAAGUCAAGAUUUAUUUGAAGAAACUUGGAAAAUAAUAGACAAAAUUUAUCUUUUGUGGAAAAACACGAUCUUAUGAUUCUGGAACGUUUAUUUCUUUGAUGGAUUGAGCUUGAGCUAACAUUUUGACAUGAAACUACAAAUAUGCUAAAUUUUCUAUAUACGAAAUACAAAUCCUUUCAUCGAUCACAGGCUUGGGCGUGGUAGGACAACAAAAAUGUGUAAAGCUGAUCAGACAACGGCAGUCGUUUGGUUUACACGUGUGUUGCUGUCCGAUCAGUUUUGCAUAUUUUGGUUGCCUUGUUACGCCCACACAUGUGAUCAGAAACGAUUUGUAUUUCUUAUAGGGUAAAAGCCCCCUUCUUCGGCCUAGUACCUAUAUUCAUCUCAUUUUGUCUCAAGGACUAGAGAUGUGCGCCGUCGAGAUUUAUUACUUCACGCCGCCGGAUGUUUUGAUUUUCUAGCACGCCGCCAGCUUAAAACUCACCACGCCGCCGAACUUAGAA
This is a messenger RNA of Aedes albopictus (Asian tiger mosquito), 6642 nucleotides long. RefSeq lists its product as uncharacterized. The coding region runs from base 1 to 927 and encodes 308 amino acids. The record is from RefSeq and is a predicted model, not a curated record. Lineage: Eukaryota; Metazoa; Arthropoda; Insecta; Diptera; Culicidae. The transcript is spliced from 4 exons.